Cotesia congregata is the source of this 2471-nucleotide messenger RNA. The record is from the annotation of a GenBank genome assembly. Lineage: Eukaryota; Metazoa; Arthropoda; Insecta; Hymenoptera; Braconidae.
AUGAUGGACAUAAAACAGCAAGUAAUUGAUAGAUUCAAUGAAUUAUUAGGUACUGAUUUGAAAAAUUUAAAUAAAAUGGCACAAUUUCAUGAACAGCUACAGCUGGAGAAACGUCAAAUUGAAGAAUCACUGACAAUGGCAUCCACGGAAGCUCCUUCUAAAAUAAAAGCAGCUGUUGCCAAUGUCGAAUUGAUAAAGACAGAUAUUGAGAGUUCCAUCGAGAUUAAUGACAUUGAAUCAGCAAUGUCUUCUGGGAAUGAUAAAACGAUGAUUAAUUCAUUUUCAAAUCUCGUUGAAAUAAAUUGCCAACUAGAAUCGUCAAGCUGUCAGAAUCUUGUAAAUUUUGUCCGUGAAACUCUACACUUUUGGCACAACCAUUUGAAAGAAAAAUUUUCCAAAGAGUAUAUGGAUGUUUUAAAAAAUCUAAAAUGGCCUUUCUGUGGUGACAAUCUUUCUACACUGUCAUCACCAAAUUCUGAUGCAUUGACUAAGUUUAAAACUCUCACGGAAUAUUUAUUACAGCUACAGUUACCACAAGAAACUGAUAAAUCAUCAAUAAAAUCAAAUUCUCUGGCUGAUUUUUUACCUGUAAGCCUGCCAAUACAUUUGCUAGUACAUCCAUUGCAUCAACGGUUUACAUACCAUUUUAGUGGUAACAAACAAACUAAUCGUCGUGACAAACCUGAGUGGUAUUUUACGCAAAUACUCUCGUGGAUAAAAGACCACGAGUCAUGGAUUGAAAAAAAUGUUCAGCCUGUAUUGAAUUCCAGUGAAUUCAGUUACAUAAAUGCUAAGGUUGAAUUUAUGCGAGCACUAGUAAAAUUAGCCGUAGAAAAACUUCAAACAGAUCUUCCUAUCGUGCAAUAUGACGACGCGCUGUUUGCUCAUUUCGUCGACGAAGCUCUUGCUUUUGAACGUGACUUGAGAGAAAAUCUUUUCUAUCCGCCAAAUCAACCUGCAACUGUUUCUGUUUUAACUCAAGCGCAAUCUUUUGUCAAGUGGAUCAACAUGGAAAAGAAAUAUGCUACUGAGAAAAUGGAUGCGAUUUUAAGUGCUCCAUCAGCAUGGGAACGUAUUACUGUGGCUAAUGUCGAAGACAUGAAAGUUACUGAAUGUGCAGAAGCGUUUUUAACACUACUGACAACAAUGAAUGAAAGAUAUAGUCAUUUACCUCAACCCGGACACAGAUUACAAUUUUUGGAGCUACAAUUGGAAUUAAUUGACGACUGGAGAGUUCGUUUAUUACAACUACUCCACCAAAGCUGUGAAGAUCCACUUCAUUCUUUAAUUCCUAGCAUACUUAACUCUGUAAAUUAUGUUCUAAAUAUUUUAAUGGAAUGGGGAGUUACCGUUGUAUGUAUUCAAUACUUAUAUUAUAUUUAUCAGAUAUUAGUAGCACCAAAAUUUUUGCUGCAAAUUCAAAAUAAAAAUUCAUAAUGAAUGGUUCAAAUUUUUUAUAUUAUAGCAAAAAUAUUGGUCCUAUAAAAAAUUUAUCAAACAAAAAUCUUAAUUUUGGAAUUACAGUGAAAAUAUUGAUUUUAAGAAAAAAUCAUAAAAAACAUUUUUUUUUACAAAAUUAAAUUUUGAACAACUUUUGUUUAAUAAUUUUUUUUUUAUAGGCUCAAUAUUUUUGCUAUAAUAUAAAAAAUUUAAACCAUUUAUCUUAAAAUUGUGGCAAAAACUUUGGCCUCAAAAAUUAGUUAUCAGAUUUUGAGAAUUAACUAAAAAUUAUAAAAUGUCAUCUAGCAUUUCUUGCAACUACACUAUUUUAAAAAACAAUGUGAAGCCGCUGAUCAAGCAACAGACUUAGGCUUGGAUUUUUUAGAAGAUUCUGCUGAAGAAAGCGGUACUGUUUUUGAUGAUGCAGUUGCUUUGCUGAAGAGAUUAGAGAAAGAAUUGCUAGAAGAAAUAAGUGACUCGGUUGCGCUGGAAGUUAAAGCGCGUAGCAGACCUUACAGGACUGACAAGUGGUUUACCAUGCAAAAUGAUAAAGAAGUCGCAUCUUUAUCAGUAACUCCAAGCGGUUGCGUAAUGUUUGAAGAAUUGGCUUCAAGACUUCACGUUAUGAAUGAAGUUUUGUCUUUACCGCUUUUUAAUCAAGCCUGGAGAAAUGUAGCUUCGCAACUUGACCAGUAUCUCUUUGAAGGGGUUGUUUUAGAGAAUCAAUUCAACGCUGGUGGAUCUAUUCAAUUGAAGUACGACAUAACGCGUAAUUUAUUUCCACUGUUUGGGCUGUACACCAAUAGACCAGAAUCUUAUUUUCCUCUCCUGAGAGAAUCGUGUUUGUUAUUAAACAUGCUUCUUGGAUCCGUAAUGUUAUUGAUGGAAGUGUUAGAAGGCGACAACGAGGAGGCAGCAAAAGAAGUACUAGCCGACGUAGGGGUUUUUUCUCUUCCCCCAUCCUCAGCUCUACUCGUUCUAAAAGCCAGAACGGACGUAGCGAUGCAAUAAAUAUAUUUUUAAUGAUAUAA